AUGCGGAAAAAAUGGCAUCUGCUUUAUGCUACGGAUUUCCAAUCUUUAAUGUAUCCCUGUUUUAGUUUUUGUCGUAUUCUCGGAAUAUUUCCGUAUAAGAUCAACAUUUUGACCUUCGAGAUAUCAAAACCGUAUUACAUUCUAUCAACUGCGAUUAUUUGUAUCUGUUGCAUUUUGAGUAUGGCAGUCAUUUACGACAUUGCCGUUACUAAAAUGAAGAACUUUGAAGAUGUAAUACAAAACUUAGAGGCUGUCGGUUACUUCACGAUUAGCAGUUUCGUUAUAAGCAUCACGCAUGUCUUGAGCGGCCCACGAAUGCGCUUGCUACAAACCAUUUUAGAAAUCUCUUCGAAAUUACCUUCGGAGUCAUAUCAGAAAUUAUCCAGAUUGAUUCACGUCAAAGACAUCUUGGGUAACAUUUUGAUAAUAGUGCAAGGAUUAAUAUUUUUUUCUAAAAUACAGAUAUUUGAGUCGACCUAUUUACAAAUACUGAUCGGAAUAUUCACAAUGUACUUGGAAUUGAUAAAGUUCCAAAUGGACAUGUUAUAUAUAAACUGUGUUUGUGUACUAAAAUCUUGUUUCAAAAGGAUCAAUGACAAUCUGACGUACAUGCAAAAACUUUUAAUGAAAGAUAUAAAGCCACAUGUCUCUAAACUGAUCUGGCAGAGAAAUCAAUUUUUACUAAUAGAACUAAAGACUCUUCAAAAACAGCAUUUAACAGUCAGUAAAACAUUACAAAUGAUGAACACAACAUUCAGCCUGCAACUUCUUGCUACUAUAGUUAUGACUGUUAUUGAAACCACUGUUGAACUGUACUCCUACAUAGUGCGCUGGAAAGAUGGAGUAUUCAUUACCUUAGAUUGGCAGUUACUUGAUGUACUUUUAUUAUCCAUGAUACGUUAUAUUAUAAAAAUAACACUACUUGUAUGGGUUUGCGAAACCGGAAAAAAUCAAGCUCAAGAAAUCAAAACUGUUAUUCACGAUGUACUUAAUAGCACCAGUAAUAAACAUAUUAAAAAUGAGUUGCAGUUGUUUUCUUUACAAAUUUUACAUCGCAAAAAUACAUUUUCGACGAAAGGUCUUACUGUGGAUGCAUCGCUUCUUACGGCAAUUGUAGGCGCCAUCACAACAUAUAUGUUAAUUAUUAUACAAUUUUUGAUCAUGUCACAUUCCUGUUGUCAAUAA
This is a messenger RNA of Cyphomyrmex costatus, 1185 nucleotides long. RefSeq lists its product as uncharacterized. Gene Ontology annotation, cellular component: dendrite; axon; membrane. The record is from RefSeq and is a predicted model, not a curated record. The transcript is spliced from 4 exons. Gene Ontology annotation, biological process: male courtship behavior; sensory perception of taste; chemosensory behavior. The coding region runs from base 1 to 1185 and encodes 394 amino acids. NCBI's taxonomy places the organism in Eukaryota, Metazoa, Arthropoda, Insecta, Hymenoptera, Formicidae.